Gigantopelta aegis is the source of this 552-nucleotide messenger RNA. RefSeq lists its product as uncharacterized. The transcript is spliced from 7 exons. NCBI's taxonomy places the organism in Eukaryota, Metazoa, Mollusca, Gastropoda, Neomphalida, Peltospiridae. The coding region runs from base 1 to 552 and encodes 183 amino acids. The record is from RefSeq and is a predicted model, not a curated record.
AUGGCCGAUGUGCAAGACGGCGGGCCAGGCGAGAAGGAACAGAGCAAACCUGAUAGCCCUAAGCCUGACCAAGAAGUUGCACCCCCACUCAUCUCAAAAGAUGCCAAAGAUGAAAAGACUGGGCAAAAGAAAGGAACCCAAAAGGUGACCAAUGUUGCUAAGACAACAACACUGAAAUCCAAGUCUGUGGUUUCAGCUGGUGAUGCACUGAAAGAAGCACAAAAGGCUCGUGCCUACAAAGAAGAAAAUAAACUAAAACUGGAUGCUAGACAUCAGUAUGUCAUAAAACAGAUUGCAGAUGCCAUUGGCUUGGAUCCAUCAGCUGUUGAAGACUUCCUGACUGGUGAUGAGAAGUUUGAUUUGAUAGAUGAUUUUUUUGCUAAAGAUGGAAUUCGGAAACUAAUAUUUUUCUACCAGAAUGCUGACAUUGUUAAGCCAGGACAGUCUACUACUCAGCCAAAGAAACUGUUUCUCACAUUGGGGGAUGCUGAGGUAAACAAAACAGACAACAAUACACAACUUUUUCUCACAAUCUGGAUUAAUGAGACUUAA